AUGCGACCUUCUGCGAAGUGUCAAAAUGGAGGAUUCCCUCAUCCACGAAAAUGCUCUGAAUGUAUUUGUCCAAGCGGCUAUGGUGGCACUCUUUGCGACAAACGACCGCCCGGAUGCGGAGAUACAUUGAAAGCGACAGAGCGCAAGCAGAUCAUCGUCAAAAGACUUGGUUUUGGUGGUGUGAGGGACGAGUUCGAGUUCUGCAACUACUGGAUUGAGGCUGAUGAAGGAAAGAAGAUUGAAAUUACGGUCAAAUCUAUUUCACACGGCUACGCUCAUGACGGCUGCAUUCUAGGAGGCGUGGAAAUCAAGACCACUGACGAUCAAACUCGAACUGGAUACCGAUUCUGCUCACCAACCUAUCGCGACGCAGUGCUUGUUUCGGCCUCAAAUCGCGUGCCCAUAAUCAUGUUCAACAGAGCCGGCCAGCAACAAUUUAUAUUGGAAUACAAAAUCAAGUCAUAA
This is a messenger RNA of Cooperia oncophora, 465 nucleotides long. NCBI's taxonomy places the organism in Eukaryota, Metazoa, Nematoda, Chromadorea, Rhabditida, Trichostrongylidae. The record is from the annotation of a GenBank genome assembly.